AUGUUUGCGAAGUAUCUACUUGAAGGCUUUAAUUCGAUUGUGCAUGCAGUUAAAUACAAACGGUCAGAAUUCAAGGAUUUAGCAAUUUCCGGUUGUCGGUCGUCUGCGCAUACAACUCAGCGUCUAGCGUUCAGUCACGCUACGUCUCUAGCGAAGGCUGCCACGCAGAAAACUAUUAAACCAGCUGUUAUCACUGUCGGAGAUGAGCUGGUGCUCGGGGAACGAGAACACAACAACAACGAAAAAUGGAUGAUUAAAAUGCUAACGUCACGGGGGGCCGCUCCUCGAUUGUGCACACAGGUUGGCGAUCGUGUGGAUGACAUCGCUAGUAUUAUCGCGUUUCUGAAAAAGAGUGACUACUGGCCUAUCUUUGUGUCUGGCGGACUAGGUGGCACCCACGACGACAAGACCCGAGAAGGGGUGGCUACAAGCCUGAAUGUGCCCUGUGAGCGAAAUGAAGAGUGCUGGAAUAUUCUCGAUAUCAAGUAUAAGAAUCUGCCUGCUGGAUUUAACGAGCAACGGCAGCGCAUGUCGAGUUUGCCCAGAGGAUGCACUCUAAUUCGGAAUCCUGUAGGAGCUCCAGGUUUCUCCAUCGACGGUAUAUAUGCCUACCCUGGGUUUCCGCGUAUGCUUCAUCCGAUGAUGGAGGAAACUGUUAAUAGCCUCUUCCCUGAUAUUGUCGACUUCACAACCUUGGAUGUGCAUCUGGAAACCGUGGAAGCUGCUAUCGCGAAGGAAGUCGAGGAAUUCUCAGAGCGGUGGCAAGGGGUGGGUAGCAUUGGAAUAUAUCCAUCGAAUGCAUCUUUCGGAAUGGUCAAAUUAAGACUGAGGUACCCUGCCGACAAUGAAGAUGUACGAGCCGACUUCGAUGCAAUGGUGAAAGACAUGCAGUGUCGACUCGGGGUGGAAGCGUGAGAGGUGUCUAGUUAAUGCUCAUAAACGCGUAUAUGCACACAGAGAACUCGACAAAAAUACGAUGUAGAGAAAUGGUUUCCAAUGCCUUUUCAAUUCGCCGUUGCACGAAGUGCGAGAGCGUUUCAAUUCCAUUAUACCAGAGGACAUACGAUCAUCCAAAAUCAAACUCAUGUAUCCGGGAUUCCUUUCGCUUCCGUGAGACCUUCCUUUGGUCUGUCAGGUGCAGAUAUAACGUGCGAUCACAUUCACACAUGAAAUUUGGAAGUAUUCAUCUUGACAUUCACAAAUGCAAUUGCAAAUCGGAAAAUAAGCAUUUUUUUCUCGAUCGGGACACCUUUGUUGGAAAAGCCAAUAUUAAUGAGCAAGUAAUGAGAGCGAAGCAAUGUCCAAUAAGCUCGUGUUCGUCAUGAUGAACGUGAAGAAGGAUGCACUCGAUUAAUUGGCCUUUUAAAUUCCGUAUACUUGAGGAUGCUCGUGACUACUCCAACGACCUUAUAGAUUAAAAAACUAUACAAGCUUGUAUUUAUAAAUACUAUCCUCUAGAAUGGAUGAAUCUGU
This is a messenger RNA of Sphaeroforma arctica JP610, 1473 nucleotides long. RefSeq lists its product as hypothetical. The record is from RefSeq and is a predicted model, not a curated record. The transcript is spliced from 8 exons. Bases 1 to 915 code for a protein of 304 amino acids. Lineage: Eukaryota; Ichthyosporea; Ichthyophonida.